Molecule: messenger RNA, 3247 nt
Organism: Vombatus ursinus (common wombat)
Lineage: Eukaryota; Metazoa; Chordata; Mammalia; Diprotodontia; Vombatidae
Product: arf-GAP with GTPase, ANK repeat and PH domain-containing protein 1-like
Exons: 4
Coding region: 32-679 (215 amino acids)
Cellular component (GO): nucleus
Molecular function (GO): GTPase activator activity; protein binding
Source: RefSeq, a predicted model, not a curated record
GAACUGGGCCAGUUUGAAUUUGGGUGCUCUCAUGUGCAUCGAAUGCUCAGGGAUACACCGGAAUCUUGGCACGCACCUUUCCCGCGUCCGGUCGCUAGACCUCGAUGAUUGGCCCAUUGAACUCAUCAAGGUCAUGUCCUCCAUUGGGAACGAGUUGGCGAACAGUGUCUGGGAAGAGAGCUGCCAGGGACACAUGAAGCCCUCGCUGGACUCCACCAGGGAAGAAAAGGAACGGUGGAUACGAGCUAAGUAUGAGCAGAAGCUCUUUCUGGCACCUCUCCCGUGCAUGGAUCUCUCUCUGGGCCAGCACCUGCUGAGGGCCACAGCAGAGGAGGACUUGCGGACUGUCAUCCUGCUUCUGGCCCAUGGGUCACGGGAAGAAGUGAAUGAGACCUGCGGGGAGGGUGACGGACGCACAGCUCUGCACCUAGCCUGCCGGAAGGGGAAUGUGGUUCUGGUACAGCUCUUGAUCUGGUAUGGCGUAGAUGUCAUGGCUCGAGAUGCCCAUGGAAACACGGCACUGGCGUAUGCUAGGCAAGCCCCGAGCCAAGAGUGCAUUGACAUUCUCCUGCAGUAUGGCUGUCCCGACGAGCGCUUCGUCCUCAUGGCGACUCCCAACCUGUCCCGGAAAAACAACAAUCGGAAUAACAGCAGUGGCCGGAUGCCCACCAUCCUCUGAGCUCCCAAAGAGAGAAAAGCAGUUGCCGAGUAUUAUUUGACUGCAGUCUCCUUGGUGUUAACAACAAAAUGGGAAAAAAUAAAUAAGAGUAACGAUGAAAUCCAGAAAGGAAAUCGUGAACCCUGCUAACAAUCACAUUUCAAGUACGUUUAGUCAACUCAAUAAAUGAGUCCACAGCGAUUUUUUUUCUUUCCAGCUGAGAGAGAGAGAGAGAGAGGUUUGUUUUAUUUUUUUCUGUCCUUUGGCCAAGGUGGGUGUGUCAAAUUCAGAGGUCCCUCUCAUGCUGUGUUGCCUAAGUUAUACAGAUUUUUGUAUCGUGUCUUUAGAUGAGUGUAAAAUCUAUUUGAAUAAAAAAAAAAGUUCACAAAGAUGCAUUGAUUUUUGUACAGAUGGAUGGCACCUCCACUGAUUUGGAAAUUGACCUACAUGUGAACACAUCAUGGGCCAACUUGAGGGGCUGGGAGGGUUACGGGUCAUUGACACAGAAAGGAUCCCAACAGCAGGCACUUCCCAUCUAUUUUUGUAUAUUCAUUUUAGAAUGAGAUGGUGGCCCAUUUUAUUUAUUUUUUAAAAGGUGAUACUGAAUCUUGUUAGGAAGCAAAGGAGAGGGGAGGGUGGUUUUCAGCUAUGGAAACAAUUUAGAUGUAACACUUUUGCCGAUGGAGACAAAGGGCUGUAUCUUAGGGGAAGCGUAGGCUUGUCUAAUAAAACCCAAAUGCUUGAGAAAGGGGGCCCAUCAAUAGCAUCCCUUCUCACCUCCCUCUCUAUGGCUGUUGUCAGAGGGAGACAGACCUGUCCAAAACUGAACGCUCAUUGCUAGCCGCCAUGUUGAUACAUAUUUUGCUAUUCAGUUAUUGCUACACUGGGCUAUUGCUGACUCCCACCAAUUACAGACAUGGCAAAACAGCAGGAUUGUUUUUGAUGAAGAGGAGCAGGGAUUCUUAAGAGGCCUUGGGAGUAGAAAGGUGGAGAAAAAGGUCUAGGAUGGUGAAGAGGGAAGUCUGACCUGAAUUAGAAACUGCUGGACAGCAUUUCCAACCCCACCCGGCCAAAUAAUUGGAAAAAACCCUAUUUCAAGUUUUUUCACAUGUGUCAUCUAUGUUUCAAAUGACUUGGGAGGUUCAUUUUUUGUUUUUGUUUUUGUUUUUUAUUUUUUUCUCCUUUCCAAAAAAAAGACAAGAUGGAGCAAAACAUAACGUGCUGAGUGAAAUGUCCGUGUGCACAAAAUAUUCAAAAUCAGUUUCUCCUCUGAAUUAAAACUCUCUGGAAUGUCAGUGUCUACGAAUGGGAGGAGGGAGGGGGUCCCCAGUGUGAUACUGAGAAUGCUACCCAAAUGUCCUGCCUCUCCUUUAGUGUUUGAGAUACACAAUUCAUUCCUGUGUGCCUGUUUUUAUCUCUCUCUCCCCACCUCCCCCUUUCUUCCCCCUUCUUCCCCCUCCUUUCUUUCUCCCUCUCCCCCCCUCCCACCAUGGAAAUCCAUCAGUUAGAGUCUGACUCCCCAGAGCAGGAAGUGCAAUGCUCCUGCUCCUCUUAACAUGUUGUUGGUGUUCCAGGAGGAAGUCCCACUCUCCAGAGCCCAAGUUUUGGCAACAAGAUGUUUCGAAAGGAGGAGGAGUUGGGGGGGGGGGCAAUGAUAAAUGGAGGUAUUGUUUGUGAGUCUGCUUUUGUGCUGUUAGGAAAAACAGAAGCACCUUCCUUAUUCCCAAAGCCCACCCUCGUAUGUGAAUGUCUUGCUAAUACAAAGACUGUAAAAGACUUAAAGAGAGAGGCUGUCCUAGAGAUUGCCCUUGGUGGGGGGCAAAAGAUACAGUUUAAAAUAUUUAUUUCCAUGGCUGAUGUGAGCUAUGUAAGAAGUGGUGGAUGAGAUAAAACCAUUUUGUUUUGUUGUUGUUUUUUUGGUUUGGUUUUAAUAGAAAGACUCAAAAGAGACAAGCAAAGAUUGGAAGGAGCAUUUAAAAAGCAGGAGGCAAAAAGAUAGUGAAUGAUGCCAUCGUCCCCUACAGGAGGACAAUCACUGGGAUUUUAUAUCCAAGCAAAGCUUCCUUCCUCCCUUCAAUCAGUCACAUUAUUUGGCUGAAUGAUUGCUAAAAUGGAUGAGUGUUUAUUUCAGAUUUAGUCAGGUCCAGAGAAGUGUAAAGGAGGGCUGCCAGAAACAGGAUUCCCUACCAAGAGAUCUGCCACAGAGACCUUGCUGUCUUUGUUUCAAUGCCCAGGUUCUCUUAACUGGAAAGGAUUUCAGAUCUCAGGAUGCACAGCUUCCCCCCUUCCCAUCCCACCCUUUCCCUACCCUGCCCUGAUACUCCCAAAGAUGAGUAGCCCUCAUAAGUGGAGUGGUGAUGAGUGGAAUGGUGAAUUAAUGAAUCUCCUGCCUUAUGAACAGAGCUAGUCUCCUGUCUCCCAAUAAGUUCACAUCAACAUUUACGUAUUCCAGAAGGGCGUGGCAGUAUAGAAAAUUCGUUCCUGGCUCCUAAGUAGUUUCGUAAUUUGUUACAUUAUAUUCCACAGAGGGAGUCUGUCUCCAUUUGAGAGGAUCUGGGAAGUUGUGGAGAAGGGGGGGAUUGUUCUUUU